Orbilia oligospora ATCC 24927 is the source of this 1749-nucleotide messenger RNA. RefSeq lists its product as uncharacterized. The transcript has 2 exons. Lineage: Eukaryota; Fungi; Ascomycota; Orbiliomycetes; Orbiliales; Orbiliaceae. Bases 1 to 1749 code for a protein of 582 amino acids. The record is from RefSeq and is a predicted model, not a curated record.
AUGUCAAUACCAAUGCACACACAACCCCCACCUCAGUCGACACACGUGCAAGUCGAAUUAUCCAGAGUCACACCUGCAACGCUACACUCGCGAUCUGAUAUUCUCCUGUUUGACAAAAAUGGAAGCUUAUUUUCGCUGGACGCUGACCAAACGCGUGUAUUCAUGUAUGACAGAACUGCCCUAGUUCCACCCGGUUGUAUCUACUACAUGAUUUUAUCCGAGGAUCCAACUCUGGAAGAUUAUCGACUUCUAAAAUCUAGAUUCUCUUGCCCAUCUGAGCUAGACCGCCGGUUUCAUAGUUUUAACAAGUCUAUUACAUACGCGCAUUGGAAAGCGGGUCAGUUAUCCGAAAUCGGUACUUCUAGCAGGAUCGAUUUCUACGUUCAAUACAUCAACCCCACUCGUCUCACAAAAUUUAUAGACGCAAUCAAAAGCUCUUCGGUAGGAUGGCUGAGCCGCUUGAAAGGUUACUUUCUGGCGUCUUCUUACCCCCUAGUAGAGGAAUUCGAGGAAAAUGAAGCUGAAGAGUGUAAAGCCUUGGCCCAGGGCCAAGAUCUUGCUGCUGGUAGAAAGAUACAGCUUUGGACAAUGAGAGAAUUGGUAUUGUUUCCGUAUCUGAAUAAGGCGCAGUUAAGCAGCAAGCUCUGGAGGAAGGGAAUUGGGAAUGCCAGUGACGGUGCCAAUUUAUGGUUUUCCAAGCACAGCAUCUCACUUUGUCGAGUAUCUGACACGGAGAAUGAAGAUCUGUAUCUCUUCGAUCAGUUUUGCGACUGGGCUGUGAAUCCUGUCCUACUAGACCGCACUAGUGAUAAAUUCCACAGAGUGAUAGAUGGCGAUGUCGCCACACCUUGUCUCUCUUUCAGAACAACAUUCAGGGAACUAGUGGAGUCCCCCGCCUCUGCGACCCGCCUCUGCUGGGAGCAGGGAGGAAUAGUUGGCCUGAGAGACCAUCAGGUUGCAAAAAGGGUACGAAUGGCUUGCCUCUUAGACCUACUACGGAUUAUCACGGCACAGUUCAUGCGAUAUAUCGAUGGCCUAAAUUUCUUAGCGACUAAAGAAGAUUUGGCUCCAUACGAUAAAGAUCACGAGCGAAAUAACUCUCACCUCGACCAACUUGAAGCUACUUUGUUAAAUCUUUCACAAAACGCUUCAUACUUGAAGAAGAAGCUACGGCCCCUUCACGAUUACAGCGCUAGCACUGGUGGUAGUGUUCUUACUGGGUCACAAACUAAGUCUGUUAAACUCCGACGAAUUCUGUCUAAUCUCGGAUCAGAUAUAGAGGGUAUGAAGCAGACAGUUGUCUCAAUACGUUCCCUCCAAGAAAACGGUUACCAAAGCCGCUCAGAUACCCGUCAACACCAGGAGUCACGUCAUAUCAGAAAAUUAGCAAUAUUAGCUACAAUCUUUCUCCCACUAAGUCUCGCUACCGGCCUCUUAAGUAUGCAGACUCGUAUUAGCGAGCUCGGAAACCUACUUUACGACUACGUCGGCGUUGUUGUAACAUUAGCCUGGGUGUUGAUGUUAUACUUUGCGCUCGAUGUCAAUAAGAUGAAAGGUACUGCUUUAAUGUUUUUCCCAUACCCAAAGGCAGUUAUAUUUACGAGUCUCUGUAUCACAAUGAUAUCAUUCCAAUUUGGAAUGUGGUGGGAGGUUAGGAGAGGAUGGAUGAGUUUGGGUUUGGGUAUAGCACCUGUGGGAGUAAUGGCUGUUCUGGUGUGGCUUAUUGCUAGAUUCAUGGCUGCGGCCUAG